Molecule: messenger RNA, 1677 nt
Organism: Mesocestoides corti
Lineage: Eukaryota; Metazoa; Platyhelminthes; Cestoda; Cyclophyllidea; Mesocestoididae
Source: the annotation of a GenBank genome assembly
AUGAGAUGUCUCGGCGGUUGGAACCAAUCAGCGUUCAAGCCCGAGAAAGUUGCUGCUCUGUACUACCCGGUGCUGGCAUUUUGCACCAUGCUGUGGGCGGUCUUUUUUCAGGAGUCAUGGAAACGCUCAAACAACCACUACACGCACCACUGGGGCACCUUGGAUAAGCUGCCGAGUCUACUGGAGGAACCGAGACCACUGUUUAGGGGCACCUUAGAGCCUUCGCCAAUUACUGGCCGUUUGGAGCCGUUUUAUCCACGUUGGAAACGAAACUUAAUUGUGUGCUUCGUCACAUUGCCCAUUACCCUCCUCUGCUUGACUGUUGUGGUGGUUGUGGCUCUCGCACACAUCAAGCUGCAAGAGUACGCCGAGAACAGGGUCGCAAAGUGCCGUUUUCGCGUUGCCGCUCUGGUUCCCUUCCUACCAAUGAUUCUGUACGCUCUGAAUAUUUCGAUUCUUAACGCGAUCUACCGGAAAAUCGCAGCCUACCUGACGGAUUUGGAGAAUCACCGUUUGAGCGAGUCUCACGAGUUUGCAUUUGUGUCAAAGCUCAUCCUAUUCCAAUUCAUCAACGCCUUCUACGCUCCCUUUUACAUAGCUUUCUAUCGAAUGGACCUCGACCACCUGAGACACGUAACUUCGUUUGUCCGUAACCCUAGGUCCGUGGAAUUCGUUGAUGUCAUGUUCCGUGUUGAAGCUUUGGCGACGCGGCAGCAUGUUCACCUUGUCGCCUUACUCUUUUUGCAGCAUCUCAUGACAAUUCUCGUGACGCGCCAGAUCAUGGGCAACUUGAAGGAGGUGUUCUUGCCACUGGGUCAGACGCGGAUACGCCAGGUUUACCUUUCUCUGCGUGCUGACGGAUUCGCUCUGCUAAAACGCGAGGACGACGCGACAGCGCCGCCUCCACAGGUGUUCACCACCUCGUCAGACGUCGACGAUGGCGAAAACUCGCUUGAAGGGAGCUCCACGCGGAUGCGUCGCAAUGCAGGUGGGUGUUGGUUCUUCGUUGAGGCUUACAGAAGUGAUCCAAGGUCGUCUGACACCAGUCUUUUGCCGGUUGUAGAUGCCAAGGUACACCGCGACAUCGGGUUCACAAGAGCUGAGCAAGAGGAAAUUAUGCCGAAGUACGAUGACGCGACUGACGAUUACCUAGAGAUGUUCAUCCAGUUCGGUUUCGUCAGCAUGUUCACCUGCGCCUUCCCGAUUUGCGGUCUUCUGGCCUUUCUAAACAACCUCCUGGAGAUUCGAAGCGAUGCCUUCAAGCUCCUCACCAACUUCCAGCGUCCGUUUGCUGAAACCGCCACGGGAAUCGGCGUUUGGGAGCGGGCUUUCGAUAUUGUCAGCUACGUGGCGAUUUCCGUCAAUAUCGGAUUAAUUGGCGUAUCGGGGAGCCUUCAAGACGUCUUUCCUGGUCUGACACCCUACCAACACGCCCUCCUUCUGAUCUCAAUCGAGCACAUUCUCUUCGUGCUUCGUUUCGGACUGUCCCACGUUGUACCGCCGGUUCCCCUGGCACUGGAGACGUCGAUCGCCAUCUUGGAGCACAAACGUCGUGAGGCGCUUCGGACGGUUGAACGCGAAGGUCGGAAGGAGGCAAGGAAAGUGAGCGAGGGAAAUGACAGCCAAGCCAGCUACGAGUAUCCAGAGUACCAGAACUCCGACAUUGACACACCGUGA